This is a messenger RNA of Chironomus riparius, 410 nucleotides long. NCBI's taxonomy places the organism in Eukaryota, Metazoa, Arthropoda, Insecta, Diptera, Chironomidae. The record is from the annotation of a GenBank genome assembly.
CAGUCUUAAUCUAGUAAAUUGGAGAAAAAAAAGUUUAGAGUUAUUUAAGUGAAAAAUAAAAAUUUGUUAAACCAAUAAAAUGAAUUUAUGGAUGUCCUUAGUAAUUAUUUUUGCUAUUUGUGCACGUUGUAUCUUCGGAGGAUCUCCGUGCUCAGCUGUUCACAAUUUCAUGAGUCCACUUUCAUCAGGAACUCAUUUUCAACUGAGUUCAACAGCACAAUUCAAUUCAAUCGCUGAUAUGCAAGAACAAAUUCGAAUUAUUUUAAUGGACAGCAAUAUUUCAGCAAUGGAUCAAGCUAUUCUUUUCAGUCUUGUUAACGCUACUGAUGAAGGAGUUUUAUGUAUUAUUAGCUAUUAUCAAUCAAAUGCUAAUUGAAAUUUUAAAAUUUUUUGAAAUAAAUUGAAUUUCA